This is a messenger RNA of Aspergillus melleus, 1131 nucleotides long. RefSeq lists its product as uncharacterized. The transcript has a single exon. Lineage: Eukaryota; Fungi; Ascomycota; Eurotiomycetes; Eurotiales; Aspergillaceae. The coding region runs from base 1 to 1131 and encodes 376 amino acids. The record is from RefSeq and is a predicted model, not a curated record.
AUGCCCUCAUCAAACCAACACUUACUCAACACCUCGUGGACCCUUCAUCGUCUCUCGCCCCUCCACCAUGGCAAAGAAUAUCAAUCCCUACUCGACAACCCUGUCGCAUUGAAUACCUACGCGACGCGACUCCGCGACCAACUGACCGGAAACGCCGUCUCGAGUAUCUCAACCACCGCCGCAGACGACGAGUCCCUGUCUCGAACCGGCGCGCUGAAAUCCUGCGUCUGGGAGAUCCUACCUAGCCUUUCGCUCCUUGAUACCUCGACAACCGCUUCAACUGCUCUUGAUCACCCCAUUGCGGCGGGCAUUUCCGUGACCCUGGAAUACGAGAAUAUCACAUACAAAGCGGCCCUCCUUGCGCCCCUCCCGGGGGACGAUGAUCGGCGCAAGGCCAAAGGCAAGGGGAAGGCAACGGAGACCACAUCUACGUCGACGGACCUCCCCCUCCUCAUGACGCGCUUCCCGAACCCCCUCCGCCAAACCUUCUUAUCCUUCCUCUCUGCCAACUUCGACACCUACGUUUCGAACCUCCGCCUCUCGUCGAAUUUCAUGUGCUCGGCGCUAGAAACAUACCUCCGUGUUUUGAACCUCGCGUAUCAUGACCCCGAAUCCGAACCGGCGCCUGAUCGUCGCGUCCAACGCCAGAUCCUCGAAGACCUCGUCAAAGAGCUACAGCUUACCAUCGCGUUUUCGCCAGCCGUCGCGCCCGCGCUACGCUCGCUGAACGUGAAUGUGCCGCGGGCGUCGCUGGGACGGAUUCUGUUGCCAGCGCGUCCAGGGGCCGGGUCCGAGUCGUCUGUCCUGAAGGGUCUGUCGGAUUAUAUUCGCGAGCAGUUGGCGAUGGAUUUGGAUCUUGCGGGGGAUUCGGAGAAUUCGGCGCUUGUGAAGCAGCAUGUGCGCGUUUCGAAGAUCGCGUGUGCGGGGUUCAAUAUUGCGGGUGAGGGGAGGUUGAAGUUGGUUGGACUGCCGUCGACGGGGAGAUCGCGAGAUGGGGAGGAAGGAGGAGAUGAUGAUGGAGAAGGGGGUGGUUUGAGCGAGAAGAGGAGGCUCGGAUUACAAGCCAAUGAGGCUUUGCUUCGUGCUGUUAUUCGCAGGGCUACUGCGAGUGGGGAGGGCCAGGCAUCGUGA